AUGUUUGCCGACUCCUCAAAAGUCUUUAUGGCCUUAAACAGGCCUCCCGACAAUGCUCUUCUUGUCUAUGUCGAUGACAUAAUCGUUGCUAGCAACUCCCUUACCUCCAUUUCCCUUCUCCGUAAUUUUUUAAACAACCAUUUCCGUAUCAAAGAUCUUGGUCCCCUACGGUAUUUCUUAGACAUUGAAGUGGCUCGAUCCCCCAAAGGAAUUUUUCUCUACCAACGCAAAUACACAUUGGAUAUUUUAGCUGACAUUGGACAUCUUGCUUCCAAACCCUUUAAACUUCCAAUGGAACAGAACCAAAAAUUAUCCAAAUCCUUUGGCCUUCCCUUGUCCAAUCCCACUCCUUAUCGCCAACUCAUUGGUCGUUUGCUUUACCUUACCAUCACCAGACCUGACAUUAGCUAUCCAAUUCAAGUCCUCAGUCAAUUUAUGGAUCGCCCUUCCACUACUCACCUUGCUGCAGCACACAAAGUGCUUUGCUACCUCAAGCAAGCACCUGGCCAAGGCAUCCUCUUGUCUGCAGCUUCUUCUAUUCAGCUCAUUGGUUAUUCUGAUUCAGACUGGGCUUCUUGCCCAGACUCUCGCAGGUCCGUCACUGGUUUUUGUGUGUUUAUGGGACACUCUCUCAUCUCCUGGCGGUCGAAGAAACAAACUGUGGUUUCCCGAUCCUCUGCUGAGGCUGAAUACCGGGCCAUGGCCUCCAUCUCCACUGAACUCACAUGGCUCCGACAUUUAUUGGCUGACCUUUCCAUCUCUCACCCUCAACUAGCUGAGUUAUUUUGUGACAAUCAAGCUGCUUUACACAUUGCUGCGAACCCAGUGUUUCACGAACGGACAAAACACAUUGAAGUGGAUUGUCAUCUUAUUCGGGACAAUAUUCAAGCUGGUACUCUCCGGACUGCUCACGUUUCUACUCGUUUGCAGGUUGCAGACAUGUUUACUAAGUCUUUACCAUCUCACUUACUCUACUUACACCUUUCCAAGUUGGGAGUAGCUGACAUCUACUCUCCAUCUUGCGGGGGGGUAUCAGAGUAG
Molecule: messenger RNA, 1041 nt
Organism: Malania oleifera
Lineage: Eukaryota; Viridiplantae; Streptophyta; Magnoliopsida; Santalales; Ximeniaceae
Exons: 2
Coding region: 1-1041 (346 amino acids)
Source: RefSeq, a predicted model, not a curated record